ACUACCGAAGCAGAUGAUGAAGAUAAUAUUGCAAAGCAUUUGCUUAAAGAACUAAAGCCUCUCCAGCUGCAAAGGAGCAGCCAAUGGGUAAAGCAGAGCAGACAGAAGACUGCGCUCCAGCCAGUCUCCCAGCAAGAGAAGAGGCUCUGUGCCUGAGAAUGGAAGGUGCUCCAGACCCUUAACAAAGAGCACCACAGCCGUCAAAUCAAGAAAGGAACAAAGAUAUUGUAAGAUGUCCAACUCCAGCACAAACUCCUCAGGAAACAACUGCAGUCACAGCACAGUAAUAACUAAGACAGUCAUUCCCCUGGUCUACUGUUUAAUUUUCAUAGUAGGACUCUUGCUGAAUGGUGUGGCAGCAUGGAUCUUUCUCUAUGUUUCUAGCAAAAAGAGUUUUAUUGUCUAUCUCAAAAACAUCGUUGUUGCCGAUCUCCUAAUGAGCUUGACAUUUCCUUUCAAAAUUCUUGCCGAUUCAGAAAUUGCACCUCCACAGCUCAACACGUUUGUGUGCAGAUACUCUGCUGUUGUUUUUUAUACAAACAUGUAUAUCGGGAUAACAUUUUUUGGCCUCAUAGGUUUUGACAGAUACUACAAAAUUGUAAAGCCUUUAUUCACCUCCUUUGUUCACACGGUUAACUACAGUAAGGUGAUCUCUAUAAUCAUAUGGUUAUUGUUAAUGAUUAUAUCAUUUCCAAAUAUGAUUUUAACUAAUGAAAUCACUAAAGAAAAUUAUUCCAGAAAAUGUAUAGGUCUUAAAAGUGAGCUUGGCAGACAGUGGCACAAGGCGUCAAGUUACAUUUGCACAGGGAUUUUUUGGGUUGUUUUUCUUCUGCUAAUCGUUUUUUACACUUCUAUAUCAAAAAAAAUAUAUAGCUCUUAUAAAAAAUUCAGAAGGAAUUCAGAUGUGACCAAGAGAAAAACCAGCCGUAAUAUAUUCAGUAUCAUGCUUGUAUUUGUCAUUUGCUUUGUACCCUAUCACCUCUGCAGAAUACCAUACACUCUAAGUCAAACUAGCUCACAAUUCAACUGCCAGUCAAAAAAAACUCUGUUCUAUGCAAAGGAGUUUACUCUUGUACUGUCUGCUGCUAAUGUGUGCCUAGACCCCAUUAUUUAUUUUUAUCUCUGCCUACCCUUUAAAGAAAAGCUGUAUCAAAAACUGCAUCUCAAGCUCAAAACUUCAAGUGAGGUUGAAAGUUCCAAAUCCAGAAGAUCAAAUACACUUCGGGAAAGUAUAAACAUAGUGUAGGUUCAGGUCUGUAAAAUAACGCACAUUUCAGAAAGUUAUUCAAGAAUGCAAAUGUCUCAAAGAAACCCAACAGAUGAGAACCAGCACUAAAACAGAAAAAAGGUUUCAGCAUAAAAUACCAAAUGGCAUUUCUCUGUAUAAAAACAUUAUUGCAUGUUGCCAAUAUAUUUACUAUGUGCUGUUUCAGCUGAUGCUAUGAUUGCAUUAUGGUGUAAU
This is a messenger RNA of Gymnogyps californianus (California condor), 1462 nucleotides long. It is a transcript of the gene P2RY14, whose product is annotated as purinergic receptor P2Y14. The coding region runs from base 233 to 1246 and encodes 337 amino acids. Gene Ontology annotation, biological process: G protein-coupled receptor signaling pathway. Lineage: Eukaryota; Metazoa; Chordata; Aves; Accipitriformes; Cathartidae. The transcript has 3 exons. The record is from RefSeq and is a predicted model, not a curated record. Gene Ontology annotation, cellular component: membrane. Gene Ontology annotation, molecular function: G protein-coupled purinergic nucleotide receptor activity.